CUCGGAUCCGGCGGGAAACAGUUUCAGUGGACGUAGGACUAUGCAGACUUAUCACCAGCUGAGCGGGGUUACAAGCAAGAGGUGGGAUGAUGGGGUCAGAGCCAUGCCCCCCGUUGACAAAGAUGCUUGCCGUGUCUAUGCCGCCAAAGGUAUAAAAGGGGGUCGUGAUGCGGACUGGCCGGUCCUUCUUUCUGAAUCCCUUUUCCUCAAUCAUUUCAGAGAACGUUUUCCCGGGCACAAGUUCAAUCUGCUCUGGUCACCAGCUUCCAAUCAUCCUCUCAGCAUACCUUCGCCCCAAGCACGCUUCACUUCUCGUCACUUAGCUUGACCCUUCCCGUCCUCGUGUAUCACACCCUCACAAAGCAAACAUGUCUGCUGCACACGCCUACUACCAAUACCAACCCUAUCCCUCGGCACCGGUGCCAAUCCAGGCGCCGCACAAGCCCGGCUACUACUACCCGCCGGCGCAACACGGCUAUGGACGCGUCUCGGCCUCGCCGCCAGAGGCUCCAGAGAGCGUCACCACUUCCGGUGUUCCCUCGUACGAGCCGUCAGCGACUUCUAGCAGCUAUGCUGGCAGCGCAAGCGACUACGACUCUAGCGGAACGACCGCCGGAGUGGAUCUCCUUGAGUACAUGGGCGACCGCGUGAACGGCUCAUUCGACCCGACGCCGUUGGAUCGCAGCCUGGCGAGACAAGCGCAAACGUCCGGCGAACUCAACGCCAAGCACCGCGAACUGCUCGAGCUACAGGCACUGGCGCAGCGGCGAUUGGCCGGCGCACGAGCAAACUUCGCAGACGGCAUGAGAGCCGCCAAAGACGUGCAGAAGGAUCUGCAGUGGACGCAGAAGCGAGUAGAUUCCCUGAACGAGCGCGCAGCACGCAAAUAUCCCGAGCAAUACAAAGCCGCUCAGCGACGGUACCCAGCGCCCGUCGACUACUAGUCCGCCAAAUGCCAUACCACCACCAAACGGCUCCCUGUGGAUGACUUUCUCUAUACAUUUCGGUUUCUCUUCAAAAGUCUUGGCACUGCCUUUCACCUCUUCAACACUAUGAA
Trematosphaeria pertusa is the source of this 1057-nucleotide messenger RNA. RefSeq lists its product as uncharacterized. The coding region runs from base 369 to 944 and encodes 191 amino acids. The transcript has 3 exons. The record is from RefSeq and is a predicted model, not a curated record. Gene Ontology annotation, biological process: endosome organization; regulation of protein localization. Gene Ontology annotation, cellular component: endosome; BLOC-1 complex. NCBI's taxonomy places the organism in Eukaryota, Fungi, Ascomycota, Dothideomycetes, Pleosporales, Trematosphaeriaceae.